AUGGCCGCGUCUACCGAAGUCGAUCAUUCCUUCCGCGCUUUCGUCGAAGCCCUGAAGGCCGAUGAUGACCUGGUCGAGAUCAACACCGAAGUCGACUCGAACCUGGAAGCCGCCGCGAUCACUCGUCUGGUCUGCGAGACCGACGAUAAAGCCCCCCUCUUCAACAACCUCAAAGGCAUGGGAAAGAAUGGCCUGUUCCGUAUCCUGGGAGCUCCUGGCUCCCUCAGAAAGUCCAAACGAGACCGCUACGGCCGUCUCGCCCGCCACCUGGCCCUGCCCCCUACCGCCAGCAUGAAGGAGAUCCUUGACAAGAUGCUCUCCGCUUCCCAGCUACCUCCCAUUGACCCUAAGAUUGUUGAAACCGGUCCGGUGAAGGAGAAUUGUCUGGAAGGCGAUGAAAUCGAUCUCACAGCACUCCCCGUGCCAAUGGUGCACAAGUCCGACGGUGGAAAAUACUUACAAACAUACGGGAUGCAUGUCGUGCAGUCUCCUGAUGGGACAUGGACCAACUGGUCGAUUGCCCGUGCGAUGGUCAAGGACAAGAACCACCUGACCGGGUUGGUGAUUGAACCCCAACAUAUCUGGCAAAUCCACCAAAUGUGGAAAAAGGAGGGCAAGGAGGUCCCAUGGGCCCUAUGCUUCGGAGUUCCUCCUGCCGCUAUCAUGGCCUCGUCGAUGCCCAUCCCGGACGGUGUUACUGAGGCUGGGUACGUUGGUGCCAUGACUGGUCGUGCCUUGGAGCUCGUCAAGUGCGACACCAACCAUCUCUACGUCCCCGCGAAUGCAGAGAUUGUGCUUGAGGGUACCCUCUCCAUUACUGAAACUGCCGACGAGGGCCCCUUCGGUGAAAUGCACGGCUAUGUCUUCCCCGGCGAUAGCCACAAGUGUCCCGUUUACAAGGUUAACAAGAUCACCUAUCGAACCGAUGCCAUCCUUCCCAUGUCUGCCUGCGGUCGUCUUACUGACGAAACCCAUACUAUGAUUGGCUCCUUGGCCGCUGCCGAAAUCCGCAAAAUCUGCCAGGUGGCCGGCCUCCCCAUCACCGACACUUUUUCCCCCUUCGAGGCCCAGGUUACCUGGGUGGCUCUCAAAGUCGACACCACCAAGCUUCGUCAAAUGAAGCUGACACCGAAAGAGCUUCAAAAAUGGGUCGGAGAUGUAGUGUUCAACCACAAGGCCGGGUACACCAUCCACCGCCUGGUCCUGGUUGGCGAUGAUAUUGAUCCAUAUGAGUGGAAAGAUGUCAUGUGGGCUUUCGCCACGCGGUGUCGGCCUAACGCAGAUGAGACGUUCUUUGAGGACGUCCGGGGGUUCCCGCUUAUCCCUUACAUGGGCCACGGCACAGGUUCGCCCACCAAGGGUGGCAAGGUUGUUUCUGACGCUCUGAUGCCCACGGAGUAUACCACAGGUGCUGAUUGGGAAGCUGCCGACUUUGAGCACUCCUAUCCAGAGGAGAUCAAGGCAAAGGUUAGGGCCAACUGGGAGGCAUUGGGAUUCAGAAGACAGGAAUAA
Molecule: messenger RNA, 1512 nt
Organism: Aspergillus bombycis
Lineage: Eukaryota; Fungi; Ascomycota; Eurotiomycetes; Eurotiales; Aspergillaceae
Product: UbiD family decarboxylase
Exons: 1
Coding region: 1-1512 (503 amino acids)
Biological process (GO): ferulate metabolic process; cinnamic acid catabolic process
Cellular component (GO): cytoplasm
Molecular function (GO): carboxy-lyase activity
Source: RefSeq, a predicted model, not a curated record